GUGUAUGUAUGUGUCUAUAUUAAGUAUGUAUAUAGUUUUUAAAGUUUUUUUUUCUUUCUGUUUAACAUAGUGUUACAGGGUUAGACGCGACAACACAGGGUUAGACCACACAACACAACAAGGAAGAAGCACAAUUCAUAACCGGUUCGUACAGGUGAGUAAAACACUACAAAAUAACUACAAAAGCAAAUUGUGGAAAUCUAAAAUGAUACAAUAUACUGAAUUUUCACAGAUUCCAUAACUAAAAUGAUGAAUAGUUCCUGCAAAAAUGUCUACACAGUGCUAAACUACACAGAAAAGGUAGCCAUCAGCACCAUCUGUGUGUCGAUCACACCUCUCAGCCUCCUGGUCAAUGUGCUCAUUCUGGUUGUCAUAGGCUGCUCUAGGAACCUACGAAAACACCCGUCAUACCUGUUUAUGGGCAGCUUGGCAUUGGCGGACACUAUUGCAUGCAGCUGUUACACAAUCAACUUCCUGGAAUUCCACCUUUCUGAAUCAGACAACUUGCUUGGGAAAACAGAGUAUCUGCUUAAGCUGGGUGGCGUGACCAUGGCGUUUACAGGAUCAGUUGGAAGUCUGCUUGUGAUGGCAGCUGACCGAUAUCACGCCAUCUACAAGGUUUCAACCUACAAGGUGCUGCUGACACGUAAAAGAGCCUUUAUGGCUAUUGUGACUUUAUGGGUUAUGGCUGCCCUCAUUUCCUUCCUUCCUCUGAUGGGCUGGAAUUGUCAGCCUUGUGAAUCAUGCUCCAGUCUCUUUCCAUAUGUGGAUCGUUACUACCUGGCAUUCUUUGCCAGUCUUGUGUUGGUGGUGAUCGUCCUCAUACUGGUAGCCUAUGCUCUGAUAGUGUGGAUGGCCCACAAACAUGAAGCCAAUAUGUCCGCUGAACAUCCAGAACUAGCACGCAUGCGUGUGGACAUCCAUUUGGCAAAGACUUUUAGCUGUGUUAUGCUAAUUCUGUUAGUGUGUUGGCUGCCUGUCCUUUCCUUCAUGAUGACAGAUGCAGUUGGGACAAAGCUUUUAACACCAGAGAAAAAGGCAUUUGCCUUCUGCAGUACACUAUGCCUGCUGAACUCAGGCAUCAACCCAUUGCUAUACACCCUGCGCUGUCGUGAACUACGUGCAGCACUUAAAUCAUUAGUAGUUGGUUUAAGGGGAUGCAAAGGCUGUAGUUCACAGCUAGUGACUAAUACCAGUGUAUGACAUUUAACAACAUUUGGCUAAUGAACAGAAGUGUUAUCUCCCCCUAGUGUAGGUUUCUAAACAACAGCAGCUUUAUUUCUGUUUUCAGUUAUCAUUUCUUAAAUUUUGAUUAAAUAUUGCCUAAAAUGUAAUAU
This is a messenger RNA of Cyprinus carpio (common carp), 1337 nucleotides long. RefSeq names its product cannabinoid receptor 2-like. Gene Ontology annotation, cellular component: membrane. The coding region runs from base 247 to 1203 and encodes 318 amino acids. NCBI's taxonomy places the organism in Eukaryota, Metazoa, Chordata, Actinopteri, Cypriniformes, Cyprinidae. Gene Ontology annotation, biological process: cannabinoid signaling pathway. The record is from RefSeq and is a predicted model, not a curated record. Gene Ontology annotation, molecular function: cannabinoid receptor activity. The transcript has a single exon.